AUGGUGCUGCGCGAGGCAUCCAUUCCUAGCUCCCGGCGCGCCGCACGCUCGGGGAGCCGCGCGGGGCGCGCAGCCCCAGGCCAGCCGAGCGCCGGGCCGGCCGCUGCGCGCGGGGAGGGAGCGCGGGGAGGGAGCGCGGGGCGGGAGCUGAUUGACGGGGCGCGCGGUCAGGUGACCCGGGGCGCCACGUUCCCGGAGCCCAGCCCGCGGUGGCCGCCUGGGCCGGGCCGGGGCCGAACCGGAGCCGAGAGGGGCGGCUCUCUGGGAACAAAGUUGCUGGGCCUGCGGCGGCGGGGGCCGGCGGCCGAGGGCCGAGGGCCGGGGGGGAGCGGGAGCGCUCGACCGCCUCCUCCCGGGGAGGGCCGGCCCCGGGGUGCCCGGCCGCGAGCCCGUUUCCCGGGGGGACGGCGGCGCGCCCCCUCCCUCUUCUGCCUCCUGCGCCGCUCUCCAACAAAGGGGCAGGCCGGCGGCGGCGGGGGAGGAGGCGGAGGAGGAGCCGCCGGAGCGAGCCGCUCGCGCACAAAGUUGUGGAGUCGCCUUUCCUCGGAGGAGGGGAGCGGGCAGCCGCAGCCGGCCGCGGGCUUUCUCCCGAAGCCGCUUGGAGCACCGCGGGGAGCGGUGCCUCCCUUCUCCCGGGUCGUUUCUGCAGACGGAAAACUCUCUAGUGUUUGGCCAACUUGGUGCCGGCGCGCCCGUUCCAGGUUUGCGCCUGGACUGUUUUGUUUUUGUUUUUGGCGGAACUACCGGGCAGGAAGAUUGCACAAGUUGGGGGCGUUUUCAAUCGGGUGUCAAAAAAAAAUUUUUUUUUUUUUCCUUUCGGAUUUGUCUGGUCCUUCACAUUUCCUUUUUAAAGCACGUUGCUCCACGGAACUCACACUCGCACACUCCCCCGCGAUCACUGACGACCCAAACACGCCCAGAGGAGCGCGGCCCGCUCGGGACGCGGCGGCGGCGGCGGCGGCGGCGGCGGCGGCUGGCAGGCAGGCGGCGCGGGCCCGCGGGUCCUGGAGCAGGUAUUGAUGUCGAGCUGGACCAUUAUAGAGAGCUGGAAGUCUUAAAAAGAGGAUUUAAUACAGUCUUUGGAUUAAAUUGAAACUCUGCAAAGAUGGCCAAGUAUGGAGAACAUGAGGCCAGGCCUGAUGAUGGGCAG
Molecule: messenger RNA, 1150 nt
Organism: Prionailurus viverrinus (fishing cat)
Lineage: Eukaryota; Metazoa; Chordata; Mammalia; Carnivora; Felidae
Product: translation initiation factor IF-2-like
Exons: 2
Coding region: 1-1020 (339 amino acids)
Source: RefSeq, a predicted model, not a curated record